AUGGUUUCAUCAAGAUUAUUUUUAAUGUUCGCUUUCACCUUUAUGAUUGCCUUAGCAAAAUCCGUUCCGGUUAAAGAUAGUCCAUCAUUCAUACUGCCAUCAGUUGAUUCCAAAGAAAUAAUUUCAACGAUAUUUAAUACAAACAAAAGAUUAAUAGUUCCUGUUAAAAUAUCAUAUGAUGAUGUGAAUAUAAGUACUUCUGUCGUUGUAGUGAAUUUAAAAGUAGAGAAUAAUAAAUUAAUAAUAAAUGAUGAUGUCUCGUUAAAAUUAGGAAAAACUUCUGUUCAGGUGAUUGAAGCAAAAGUUAUUCCAACUGAUAUUAGUAAAGAUGAAAUCGAUGAUUACUUUGAUAAUUAUGAUAUUGCUCUCAUAACUGUUGAAAUAAAUUCUUCAGUGUGUUCAAUUCCAAAAAAGAUCGACAAUUUGAUAAUUAACCGUGUAAUAAUAUCUAUAACUAUUAUGGAGAUUGAUGGUGUGGAAGUUGUGCAAGCAAAAGUAAUUGAAAAAAUAUUGGAAAUCAAACAAAUCAGGAAAUACAUCUCACCUUCAUCUGACGAAUUUAGCAACUAUUAUCAAAUCGUUAAACACCAUCAUCAUCGUUCACCUUGUUUUGAAAUUGUAGCGCAUGCUUCUGUUGUAGCUCUGAAGAUUGCAGCUGAUUUGAUAAUGGUUGCGUUAUUUCUUGGACGCCAAGCCUGUGUGAUGAAAGAAGGAGCUGCUUUUUGCAAUAGGUGCAUUGAUAAAAAAAGCAAAUGCACUUUUGAUAGAACUAUCAAAAAAAGAGGCCGCAAACCAAAAGAAAAUUCUGAUAACAGAAAUGGCCACCAAUGUUGUUAUAGUGGUAGCGAACCUUUGGCUAAUGGCCGUGACUUGCACGAGGGUUCCGAAUGCUUUUUGAGUUCAGAAAGCAAUUCUUUGGAACAAGCACUGUUUUGA
This is a messenger RNA of Entrophospora sp. SA101, 936 nucleotides long. Lineage: Eukaryota; Fungi; Glomeromycota; Glomeromycetes; Entrophosporales; Entrophosporaceae. The record is from the annotation of a GenBank genome assembly.